UUGCGCACAAGACAGUCAGUGAUCUCCUAACAGCCGUUUAGCACCACAGCGUCCCAGCAGCGGAGGCAGAGCGGGGAGACCGCGCAAGCUGGAGGACUUGUUGAGAUAACUCGCUGAUUAAGCGGAUAUCGAUCGAAACGAGACAUUCUCCUGCACAGAUUCAGCCCGAGACUUCCACGCAUCCUGGCCGGACUCCUCAGGAGGGACAUCUCCAGGAUCGUUACGCGCAACUUUUACGCACAACCUGCCGAUGAGCACAUCUCGACGCGCUGCCCGCGUUCCGUGCAGCACGGAUUACUACAGUUUGUGCUCCCACAGGUGUGAUUAUGUUAAGCGUGCGAACUGCAGGGAUGGAUGAAACGAUCCGCUCCGCGCUCUGCUGAAACGAGACCGAGCCACGGACACUGGGAACGAGUCUGGAACAGCGAGCCGCUCCGGGUGCCAAAAUGAGCCUUUACUACCCGAGCUGGAGGACCUUACACAUAUUCUUUGCCGCGAUUACAGCAGUUCUCACACAAGAUUUGAGCAGUAAAGAGCUGCUGGACAGCAGGAGUCCAGCGCUCAGUGCCUUCCUGCAGGUCAACUACGAAGUCCGAGAUGCUGACUACCUCUUCCUGAAGGAGGCUGGGCAGGACUUCAUGAGGAACUCCAGCAUGCAGACUCACACGCAGCCCUUCGUUAUCUUAAGAACCAGUCGCCAGCCAGCUGUCAACGCCAGCUACGGCACCAUGUCCACAGAGCAGCCCGUGUCCCUGGACCUCGUCCAGUCGGUGCAGCUCUUCAAUGCUCCAGAGGUCUCUACUUUCAACUGGAAAAUCCAGGCCUUUGUGCUGACGCCGCGGGUUUUCUCCUCCAAGCCCAAAGUGCGCGUGCUCUUCUAUGUUGCGGGCAGGGACUGGGGCAGGGGAGAGGGAACUGUGGAUGAGCUGCCAUGUGUGACGGUGUUUGCGUUCUGGCAGACCCAGGAGGUGAGGGGCUCCUGUAGCAUGGGAGGCGAGAGGGGAACCUGCAUGGCUGAGCUGGCUCCCGCUCCCGGCUGGUUUGCUCCAGGGUCAGAGGGCACCAGCAGAGAGAGGCAGGACCCAUCUACUGGGAACCCUGUGGAGCUGUACUACCAGGCGCAGCCCAAAGUCAACGGGAGGUGCAAUUCAGUGGACGGAAGUCGUUGGGGAGGCCCACAGCAGCAGGCGGAGUACGUUCCCCUCACUCCCAUGCAGAGGAUUGGCAGCGUGCGACUUCUGCAGGUGCCAAAAGGAAUGGCAACGCUCUCCAGGCUCAAGCUUGGCAAUGCUAUAGUCAUACGAACAUCCUCCAAACCGCUGAAGAAGACCGACAUCGCCACCUUCUACAUACUCAUGGCCAGCUCUGCUCAGCUGAUCAACUUCACUCUCAGAGCGACAGUAAAGAAAGGUGUGACCUUUCGAACAGCGACACCCAGUAACUCCUUUCUGUGGGACAUCACUCUGGAUAUGGGUGCUGAUGGCGCUAUUGCUGUUGUUUGUCAGAGGAAGGCUCCCAUUCCUGGGAAAAGGCUCGAGAGCAGUCUGCUGGAGGUGCUGCAGAUGGACUUCGAGGUGGACGAGCUAAGCAGCCCUCUCGACAGUCAGGUGAUCAUCUGGAAGCUGGAACUGCCAAACACAUUCAAGAAUGACGCCAAGACUGAAGGAGCCAUGAGGAUCUACACCACUCAGAGAGACUUCGUUGGCCUGGCCCCUCUUGUGAUGGACACAGAGAUCCUGAAUACGGCUAUCCUGACUGGAAAGAAGGUGGUAAUGCCUGUGAGGACAGUAGCUGUGGAAGAAGACGGAGUCGUAACUGAUGUGUCUGACUACACAGACUGUAGCUCCACUGAUGAAGAUGUUCUCAAGGUGUCGGACAGGUGCGACUAUGUUUUUGUGAAUGGCAAAGAGACGAGGGGCAAGGUGAAGAUGAUGGUAAACUUUACCUAUAGCUACCUGAGUGCUCAGCUUGAACUGAACGUCUGGAUGCCCCGACUCCCCCUCCAGAUCGAGGUGUCAGACACAGAGCUGAGCCAGAUCAAAAGCUGGAGGGUCCCCAUACUGACCUCGAAAAGAGCUGGCUGGAACAGUGAGGAAGACGACAAGAAGGGGAAGGGCUGCAUGCUCCAGUUUCAGCAUGCCAUGGUGCGGGUGCUGACUCACUUUAUGGCCAAGCAGGAAGACCCUCGGGAUCCUAAGGUCUACUUCCUGGGCUCGGAUUGGCAGGUGGAUGUCACGAAGCUUGUUCGAUACUUCAUGAAGGUGGAGGACACUCGAGUGGCAAGGCUGCAGGCAGGAAGGGUGCUGUCAGGGCGAGACCUUGGGACCACCAGCAUCCAGGUGUUUUCUCCACUGUCUGACACAAUCUUGGCAAAAACAACCAUCAAAGUCGUGGAUGACAAAGUGACCAUUUCAGAGUUGGGGGUCCAAGUGGUUACAGGGCUCUCCAUGACUUUACAGCUAAGCACUGGAAGCAACAGGGCCAUCCUGGCUACCACGACCGCACAGGAGGUUCUACAGAGCCCCAAACAGGAAGCUUUGGUGAGUGCCUGGGUGAUGUUCAGUGAUGGAAAUCAGACACCUCUUGACAUAUAUGAUCCUGCUUACUAUCGAUUGACGGUGACAUCUCUAGAUCAGGGGGUGGUGUCAGUGCAGGGCACGCCCCCUACUGUGGUGGCAGAGGGUGAAGGCGAGGGAGUCCUGGUCAGAGUAGAGAUGUCCAUCUGUGAGGCCUGCCAAAAGUCCAAACGCAAAAGCACUGUGGCUGUGGGCAACGGCAACCUCAAGGUCAAGUUUCAGGUCAACAGCAGGCGCCCAGGUGGAAAUACUAGCAGCAACAACAGCAGCACUGUCAGCUACAAGGAAAGUGGCAAUGAUAGGAAUGAUGGGGACGAGGUGGACAGCGAGAGGAAGCGAAGAAGGCCGUCCCAGGAUCCUCCAGUGCGCAGCUCAACCUCUGAUAAAGAGGAGAGUGCCGUGCAAAAGAUCACAACCACAAUCAAGUCUACACAGUGGACCUUCUUGACCAGUGGGACCCUCGGAGGUGUAGGUAAGACCGACAAUUCAGGAAACCCCAGCAUCCCAACAAGUGUGGUGAAUAUCAGCAUGAUGAGCAGCCCUAGUGACAAGCAAAGCAAAGCAUAUGGCUCAGACAAUAUGAUUGUGGAGGAUAUGAGCAGUGUUAGCUUUACUAGCACUGUGAAGGCCCCUGGGAACCUGGUAAACUAUAAUAACUUCCCCACCAAGGUAGGAGUACCUGGGCAGGAGACAGAGACAGAAAUAGGCAGUGAAGACAUGUUGGUCAACCGACCGCUCACCGACUUGGAGAUUGGCAUGUACGCUCUGUUGGGUGUCUUUUGCCUGGCCAUCCUGGUUUUCCUGGUUAAUUGCAUCUCAUACGUUGUUAAGUUCAGGCACAAGAAGCCUCCCUCUCAUGGCCAGGAGCCCACAGGACACAGACAUGACUGGGUAUGGCUCGGCACGGAUGCCGAGCUGGUGAUGAGCGUGCCAGGCAGUCCUGUCCAGCAAGGCCCCCAGACAACAACCACUGUCAUAGACAUUGGGCCUGACAAGUCUGUCUCUCUGUCCAGGAGGCCCAGCUGCCUGGCCUCUGUCACAGACUCUCCCGUCAGCUGCAUGGGCUCCAACAGGAGCAAGGCUAUGCACAGUGAGUCCGUCCACUCGCCCACAAGCAAGAGAAAGAGGGUCCAGUUCACCACCUUCUCCACCAUGGAACGCCAUCAUUCACCACAUCUCCCACCCAGGGAGAACGGCCAUGGCAUCCACUGGGUUGGGAAGCAGGACAGUUGUGAGGAGGAACCCCAAGUGCCCAUUACAGAGCCAGGGGAAGAGUUAUAAUACAAAAGAAAUGGACUUCACAUGUACAGUUGAUAUGGCUUUGGUCACCUCAAUGCCUUUGUUAACUCCAACAACUGUCUAGAAUAUGUGAUUUUGGAAUUGCCCUCUACAUUUCAUUACCUAUCAAGGCCUUUUACAUGUACAUGUACUGUAUAUUAUUGUUAAUAUCAGACUGUGGAGAUGUGUAGUAAUGUUUAAGAUGGUUGACCCGAAGGACUUUUAUUUACACAAUGUUUAAAGCCACCAAAUGUUAAUGCUGCAUGUGAACGUCUUCUUCUCUACGGUUUUGCACUCACAUGCUGGUAUUUAUCAUACAAAGACACACUGAAAAAGUAUCCCAAAUAAAAAUUACAGUAUAGUUAUUACCAGUAAUCAGUAUGACAGAUAUGGGUUUCACCAAAAAUGUGGCUUUAAUUAAGCAUAAUUCUAAAUGAAAUGGGUGUUUCGAUUAUGUAUUAUCAAAGACCCUUUGUAAAUUUAAGUUGAUCUUAUUUUCAUUUUUGUUUUUUUCAUUAAAAUACAAUGAUCGUGAAAAACUGCCUUUGACUUGAUUUUCAACAAGUUUUUACUAGAGCCAUAUGCAGGUUGGACACUGAUGUUUCUCUACAUGUUGUGCAAUGCUCAGUUUCAAAAUUGCAUAAAAAAUGUGUCUGCUCUUUUGACAGAACAUUCAUGUUUUUCCUCACCCGCCAUGCCCCCCAAAUCAACCAAGUACAAAUUACGAGAACCUUUUGUGCCUUUCCUUUGCUCGAAACUUGCAACCAAACCACUGCACUUUAUUAAAAAUGAAUGAAGUGGCGGACAGACUGCAAGUAAAAGACUUAUUUCAGCAAAACUACAUUGGACUACACAAUCGAGAUUUAAUGGCAGAAUUUUCUGAAUGACAAAUAGACACGUUUUCUUAAUAGAGGGAACAAUAUUUUUUAAAACUCAUACAUUUUCAGACAUGGCAGUAUCUGAGGGACACAAAGAGAAAUAAAAAGGACACUGGCUGCAUUUGGUUGGGCACAAGCAUGCAGGAGCUUGUGUUGCAUUUAUUGAAACAGUUCCAAACCCUGGCUGAGAUUAGAACUGUUGUGUUAAUAUUGACAUUUUUUCUUCACUGGAAGGGCAGUAUAUCAUGUCUUAUCUACCAAGGGGACAUUCAAGAGGGCACAUGUGCAGCUUUUUUUUUUUAUUUUUUUUUUACAUAGGGAGUGCAACAGUCUUUUCAGAUUA
Acanthopagrus latus (yellowfin seabream) is the source of this 5075-nucleotide messenger RNA. RefSeq names its product transmembrane protein 132D. Bases 447 to 3857 code for a protein of 1136 amino acids. The record is from RefSeq and is a predicted model, not a curated record. NCBI's taxonomy places the organism in Eukaryota, Metazoa, Chordata, Actinopteri, Spariformes, Sparidae. The transcript has 9 exons.